Cottoperca gobio is the source of this 2701-nucleotide messenger RNA. RefSeq names its product solute carrier family 25 member 25a (gene slc25a25a). Gene Ontology annotation, cellular component: mitochondrial inner membrane. Gene Ontology annotation, biological process: transmembrane transport. Gene Ontology annotation, molecular function: calcium ion binding. The record is from RefSeq and is a predicted model, not a curated record. NCBI's taxonomy places the organism in Eukaryota, Metazoa, Chordata, Actinopteri, Perciformes, Bovichtidae.
AUGCUCGGCCUGUGCCUUUACGUCCCCGUGUCCAACUCAGACCAAGUUGAAGUGGAAUAUUUUGAGUCUAAUGUACUGCCGUCGGAGCUGAAGUCUCUCUUUAACAUACUGAGCGUGUUCCUGCCGUCCCAGGAGUUUUCAACCUACCAAAGAUGGCGAAAGAAAACCUUAAAGAGGGAAGAAAAUAACUCUGAUGAACAGCUGGACUUUGAAGAGUUUGUUCAUUAUCUGCAGGACUAUGAGAAAGACCUGACGCUUGUGGUGAAAAGCCUCAACAGGAAGAAUGCAGGCCACGUUGAUCCCAAGGAGUUCAUGCAGUCUCUUCAGAACCUCGGUGUGCAUAUUUCCCCACAGCUUGCGGAGAAAGCCCUUAAAAGCAUGGAUAAGAAUGGAAUGAUAACUAUCAACAGUAAAGACUGGAGCAACUACCCCAUGGUGGAGAAGACUGAGAACGUCCCUGAGAUAAUCCUCUACUGGAAGCACUCCACGAUAUUCGAUGUGGGGGAGAACCUGAUGGUGCCUGAUGAGUUCACCGUAGAGGAGAAGCAGACCGGGAUGUGGUGGAGGCACCUGGUCGCAGGUGGAGGAGCUGGAGCUGUUUCAAGGACCUGCACUGCUCCCCUGGAUCGACUCAAAGUCAUGAUGCAGGUUUAUGGAUCCCGAACCAACAACAUGUGCAUCAUGACUGGGAUGAUGCAGAUGAUCAGAGAGGGCGGUAUGAAGUCGUUGUGGCGAGGAAACGGUGUGAACAUUAUAAAAAUUGCCCCCGAGACCGCCCUCAAGUUCAUGGCGUAUGAGCAGAUAAAAAAAUUUAUCGGCAGUGAAAAGAUGACUCUUGGCAUCGUGGACCGAUUUGUUGCAGGAUCUCUGGCCGGCGUGAUCGCCCAGAGCACAAUCUACCCCAUGGAGGUCUUGAAAACCCGUCUUGCUCUGAGGACGACCGGGCAGUACUCUGGUAUCGCAGACUGUGCCAAACAGAUCUUCAGGAGAGAAGGACUUGGAGCGUUUUACAAAGGCUACAUCCCCAACAUGUUGGGCAUCAUCCCGUACGCAGGCAUCGACCUGGCAGUGUACGAGACGCUUAAGAACAGCUACCUGGAGCAGUACGGCAUCAACAGCGGCGACCCCGGUGUGGUCGUCCUGCUGGGCUGCGGCACCGUGUCCAGCACCUGCGGUCAGCUCGCCAGUUAUCCUCUUGCUCUGGUGCGCACCCGCAUGCAAGCACAAGCUGCGAUGGAGGGCAGCCAGCCGGUGACAAUGUCCGGUCUCCUCAGGCAGAUCUUGCAGACCGAGGGCCCGACGGGGCUUUACAGAGGCCUGGGCCCCAACUUCCUCAAAGUCAUCCCCGCCGUCAGCAUUAGCUACGUGGUGUACGAGCACUUGAAGACACAGCUGGGGGUGAAAUCGCGCUGAAACUGACCCUCAUGUCAAGUCGCUUCUAAGCUUAACAAGUGACCUAAACCCCAUCUCUCCCAGGGCUUAUGCUAGGGAAUCCCAGGGGCCUUUUGGCCCUUCUGGGGGUUCUUGGCGAGAUCUCAUUCUGUGAAUGUCAGCUGACGGUGAAAAAAGACGAAACGACACUAAGUUGGAAAAGUCGAGGUGGAGGAUAUGGACUCGGAGCUCACAUUGUCGGGAUUGUGACUGCUGCUAUUUAUGUUUUGUUUUGUUUUGUUUUGUUUUUUUAAACAAGUUGAAACGAGGACUAUGAGGGAUGUGGGUGGUUUUGUAAAUCUAGGGACCAAAUGUUUUUGCUCCUUCUGCCAUUUUGAGAUUUGGUGCCUGAGCAAACGUCCUGUUUUUUUGUUAGUUUAUUCAUUUUGGUGUCACCUUGCAAGCUUUGUGCGGUCAGGUUAAGAUGCAUUACCAGCUCUCGUGUUACGCAACUACUGAAAAGAAUCUCCCAUUCAGGGUACUUUUUACAUGGCAGAUAUAGAUAAGAUAAGCUUGUUGAAGUAUUAUUAUUUAACAGUUCUGCCUACACAGUAGGAAGAAAUGAUUGUGUUCUUAAAUGAGAGGAUUUUGCACACGUGAGUUUGAUCUCUGCCCCUGUCCCAGAUUAAUGAAUGGCUGGCGGGAUUUCCUGAAUGACAGAAUGUGGAGUAUUUAUUUUCAGCCGUCGUGUAUUUAUUGUUUUAUUGUCUAGUAGAGAGCCGACAAUGCUGCAUGAUUCUUGUCUGAAGAGCCAAAUGCGCAAUUAGAUAACUGUUAAAAUGCAGUGAUUGUUAUCGGGGUGGGAAACUAACAGCCUUAACAUGUGGCGAUGAAACACUAAAUGUAGUUGUCUGGUGAAAGGUUGAAAACGCGGUUGUAUUCUUGAGUCACUGUAUAUGAUGUUUGAGCGACUGUAAAAUAACUUCAAAUUAUGUCCGUUUGUAAAUUGGUUUUUGCCUGUUUUUUAAAGGCAUAAAUGUCUUUAAUGUUCACCUCAGGUUUACGGGCAGAUUAUUGUUUAAAUUACAGAAAAACACACAAAGCAGUUUUUUGUUUUGUUUGUACAACAUUUAUACUCAGAAAAACAAACAAAGGGCUUUGAAAAAGAUAAGAGGAAUAAUGCACUUUAAUCAAUGCUCGAUGGGCCUCCCAAUGAAUGUCCUAUCAAUCCAGGUAUCAAGAUUGAAUUAUUUUGUAAAGAAUGAAUUGUAGUCUGUUUUUUUUAAUGGACCAUUUUGAUGCAAAUAAAUGCAAAUUCUUAUAAUACGGA